AUGGAGCCACUUGAAAUCCUCAACAAUAGUCAAAGAGCAGUAGAAGGAGCCCUCCGACUUGAGAAGUGUGGCUUUGGAUUUGAAUGGACCGACGUUCAUUUUGCCCUCUUCGCAUUCGGUUUUGCGGUGUUCCAGAGAGGUCAUGGGUUUAAAUCCGAACCAUCCCAGCUGAGGCGAGCCGAUGAGGAGGAUGAUGUCCUGCUGGGUGAAGAGGAGGAGGAGGCGGCCGCGGUGGCCCGGCCGGUCCAGAUCGUGGUGGCGGACGAGGAGGAGCACUCCUUCUCGCUGCAGGAGGAGGCCCUGGAGCAGCUGCUGCUGCAGCCGGAGGUGCGGGACCUCCACGUGGUCGUGGUCUCGGUGGCCGGAGCCUUCCGCAAGGGCAAGUCCUUUCUCCUGGACUUCAUGCUGCGCUACAUGUACAAACAGUCACACGACUCGUGGGUUGGCGGGGAGGAGGAGCCUCUGACCGGCUUCACCUGGCGGGGGGGCUGCGAGAGGGAAACCACUGGCAUCCUGGCCUGGAGCGAAGUGUUUGUGGUGGGGAAACCAGAUGGGAGCAAGGUUGCAGUUUUAAUCGUGGACACGCAAGGUGCGUUCGACAGCCAGUCCACCAUCAAAGACUGCGCCACGCUGUUCGCCCUGAGCACCAUGACCAGCUCUGUCCAGGUGUACAACCUGUCGCAGAACGUCCAGGAAGACGACCUCCAGCACCUCCAGCUCUUCACCGAAUACGGGCGGCUUGCCAUGGAGGAAGUCUACGAAAAACCCUUUCAGACGCUGAUGUUUUUGAUCAGAGACUGGAGUUACCCCUACGAACACCCAUACGGCCUGGAGGGAGGGCAGAGCUUUCUGGAAAAGCGACUGCAGGUGAAACAGAACCAGCACGAGGAACUCCAAAAUGUCCGCAAGCACAUCCAUUCCUGCUUCUCCAACAUCAGCUGCUUCCUGCUCCCACACCCCGGCCUCAAGGUGGCCACCAACCCCCACUUUGACGGCCGGCUCAUGGACAUCGACGACGAAUUUAAGAAGGAGCUGGUGAACCUGAUCCCAGCGCUUCUUUCUCCCGAAAAUCUGGUGGAGAAGGAAAUCGGCGGAGUAAAAAUCACCUGCAGAGACCUGCUGCAGUACUUCAAAGCCUACAUGAAGAUCUAUCAGGGAGAAGAACUUCCCCACCCCAAGUCCAUGCUGCAGGCAACAGCUGAAGCGAAUAACCUAGCGGCUGUGGCAGGAGCCAAAGACGUGUACACGAAGAGCAUGGAGCAGGCAUCAGGCGGCGUUCCCCUUCCUGGAAAGGCAUCUGAAGUCCGGUCUGCCGCCCCUCAGGUCUGCGGGGGGGACAAGCCCUACAUCGCCCCGGCCGAGCUGGAGCGCCGCCACCUGGAGCUGCGGGCGGCGGCCGUGCGGCACUUCCGCGCCGUCAAGAAGAUGGGCGGCGAGGAGUUCUGCCGGCGCUACCAGGAGCAGCUGGAGGCCGAGCUGGACGAGGCCCACGCCAGCUUCAGCCGCCACAACGACGGCAAGAACAUCUUCCACGCCGCGCGCACGCCGGCCACGCUCUUCGCCGUCAUGUUCGCCGCCUACGUGGCCUCGCUGGUCACCGGCUUCGUGGGCAUCAGCUCGGUGGCCGUGGCCUGCAACGUGGUGAUGGGGCUGGCGCUGGCGGCCCUCUGCGUCUGGACCUACGUCAAGUACUCCGGGGAGUUCCGAGAAGUGGGGGCGGUCAUCGACCGGGUGGCGGAAACCCUGUGGGAGCAGAGGACUCCAAGAAAGGUCUUCUCCAAACUCUUCGAGGUGGCCCGGAGCCGCGUCCCGCUGACCAGCCUGAUCCCCGCGCCGCGGCCCCGGCUCGCCUCCAACAACAAUGUCAAGAAGAAAAACUAG
Messenger RNA from Menidia menidia (Atlantic silverside), 1881 nucleotides. NCBI's taxonomy places the organism in Eukaryota, Metazoa, Chordata, Actinopteri, Atheriniformes, Atherinopsidae. The record is from the annotation of a GenBank genome assembly.